GAAAAAAAUUAAAUAUCUGUAAAUAAAAGAAAUUAAGAACUAACUUUGCUAAUCAAAGCACAAUCUCUAUCAGCGUCCUUCUCUUCUUUCUCUUUUUUCUCAGACCAAGCAACUGAGUCAAUUCAAUUCAUAGGAAAACGAACUGAAAUCUUUGAUUAAAGUAGGAGUAAUUGCACAACUGUUACAUAAUUUGAUGAUGGGAGAUGAUAAAUCAACGACGAUGGUGAUGGGAAAUAGCAGUAGAGAAAGAGAUCGCGAACUUCUCAUACCAGUCGCUGAUUCUUCCAUUAAUCAUGAUGAUUCAGCUAAACCUACCCCUUCUAUUUCCUCUUCUCAUCAUUCUGGUCGUGAGACUUUUUAUAAAAUAAUCAGAAGUUGGGCUUCAAAGAAAUUUAUGACAGGAUGUGUCAUCCUUUUUCCAAUAGCUGUCACAUUUUACAUAACCUGGUGGUUCAUACAUUUUGUGGAUGGAUUUUUCUCUCCUAUCUAUGCUCAACUUGGAAUCGAUAUAUUUGGCCUGGGAUUCGUAACUUCAAUAGCAUUCAUAUUUUUGGUUGGCGUCUUCAUGUCAUCAUGGUUGGGGGCAUCUGUUUUAGGCCUUGGUGAGUGGUUUAUUAAGAGAAUGCCUUUUGUCCGUCACAUCUACAAUGCAUCAAAGCAGAUUAGUUCGGCAAUAUCUCCCGACCAGAACACACAGGCCUUUAAAGAAGUUGCCAUCAUUCGACAUCCACGAGUUGGGGAAUAUGCUUUUGGGUUCAUUACAUCAUCUCUUACCCUGCAGAGUUACUCUGGGGAGGAGGAUCUAUGCUGUGUCUAUGUUCCUACAAACCAUCUGUACAUUGGUGAUAUCUUUCUUGUUAACUCACAAGAUGUUAUCAGGCCAAACCUGUCAGUUCGUGAAGGAAUUGAGAUUGUAGUGUCUGGUGGGAUGUCGAUGCCACAGAUCCUGUCGACGUUGGAUACACGUAUUGUCGGUCACCUUGACAGAAUUAGAUCCAACAGAAGCAUAGGCUAGCACCAAUUUUUUCAGGUUAUAGAUGGCCUGUGUUAGUAGAUAGUGAACCAGAAAUCUGAAAAUGUGUGAAGACUACUUUAUGCAAUGCAACCUGUUCAUAUUCAUCUUUCAGAAAUCAGAAGACUGAAUUUUCAGAAUUCAAUUAUUUUUAAAGUUGUAUCUUCUUUCAUUUUCCAUGUAUUCUCAGAUGUCUUGUACAAUGUAGAGCCACAAUCUUACAAGUAGAUUUUGUUUAUGCUCAGGCUUUUUACUCUGCUUCUCCCUUGUGAAUCAACCUGCAGUUGAUUCAUAUUUUUAUUUUUACAACAUUACAACGUAUUUCACCCCCGGUAGUGCAGAUUUUUCUUUGCACGAUGCUGUCAUGGACUGACUUAGCCAUAGGGAAAAUGGUGGUGAUAGCCAAAUAACAAAAUGUUUUGAGUGUAACAAAUUGUAAAGCAAAAAUGUAAAUAACUGCUUGUAGAAAUGGAAUGUAAUUGAAAUUGUAUAUCAAAGAAUAAUUGUAACCAAAAACGAUCACAGUGGAUAGUAUACAAGCAUUUGAAGGGCUUGUUCUCUCCUAACGAGUAUUAAAUUCCACUUAAAACUUUCACUUGAAGGAAUUCUAAUUCCCUUAGGCC
Molecule: messenger RNA, 1635 nt
Organism: Amaranthus tricolor (Joseph's coat)
Lineage: Eukaryota; Viridiplantae; Streptophyta; Magnoliopsida; Caryophyllales; Amaranthaceae
Product: protein LIKE COV 1-like
Exons: 7
Coding region: 194-1015 (273 amino acids)
Biological process (GO): stem vascular tissue pattern formation
Cellular component (GO): Golgi apparatus
Source: RefSeq, a predicted model, not a curated record